Peronospora matthiolae is the source of this 1782-nucleotide messenger RNA. The record is from the annotation of a GenBank genome assembly. NCBI's taxonomy places the organism in Eukaryota, Oomycota, Peronosporomycetes, Peronosporales, Peronosporaceae.
AUGGAGUACAAGCAAACAGGCAAGCGCAAGAACCGACUCAAUGAUGAAGAUACAGCAGCUCCACGACCGCGUGCAGUGCGUCAACGACCAGGACUAGAAGAGUCAAGCGCGCCGGAAAACAACUCGUCACGCCAAGAAGAAGACGAAGAAACGAAGGAUUCUGGUGAUUCAACACCGCCUGUGUUUUGGCGUGCGAGUGCAAAUGCCGUUGAAGCAGCAGUGGACUUAUCAGAACCCUCAACAUUUGAAGCAGCAGUAAGCGGCCCUGACCAAGUGCACUGGAGAAAAGCAAUUCAUGCAGAGCUCGAGUCAAUGCGACUUCGCGGUGUGUUUCGUGCAGCCAAGCUGCCCAACGGACAACGCGCCAUUGGCACAAAAUGGGUGUUCAAGAUCAAGCGCAAGGCGGAUGGGUCAAUCGAGAAGUACAAGGCACGACUUGUGGCCAAGGGUUUCCGCCAAAAGUAUGGCAUCGACUACACGGAGACGUUUUCGCCUGUGGUCAAGUAUGUGACGCUGCGAAUGGUGAUCGCAAUUUCCAAGCAUUUUGGAUGGCCCAUCGACCAGCUUGAUGUGGUGGCAGCUUUCCUGUAUGGCGUCAUGAAGGAACAAGUGUUCUGCGUGAUUCCUGAAGGCGUCGAACUUGACAGUACGUUCGACUGCCUGGAAUUGGUGAAGUCAAUUUACGGCCUCAAGCAAGCGUCGCGAGUGUGGAACGAGACGUUCGACGAGUAUGUGUGCUCCAUCGGAUUUCAAGUAUCGGACUUCGACCCAUGUCUCUACAUCAAGACUUCGGACGGCCAUUGCGUGUUUAUACUGGUCUACGUGGACGACGUCUUGGUGACUGGAAGCUCACUCGAGCUGAUUGCACAAACCAAGAACGACCUGAAGACGCGGUUCGAAAUGACGGACAGCGGCAAGUGUGCGUUUGUUCUUGGGAUCGAGCUUUUGGACGGUGAAGAUGGCAGUGUGACACUAUGUCAGCGUCGGUAUGUCGAUGAUAUCCUCAAGCGCUUUGGCAUGGAUGAUUGCAAGGCAGUCGCAAGUCCAGUCGACAUGAGCUCUCGACUUGUUUCAAGUGAUGCAACUACCAAGGUCGAUGCUCCUUUUCGCGAAGCUGUUGGUGCGUUGAUGCACCUGACCACUGCAACGCGUCCGGACAUUGCGUUUGCUGUGGGCUAUGUGUCGCGGUUCAUGGAAAAUCCCCAAGAAGAACACUGGGUUGCAGUUAAGCGUAUCUUUCGCUACCUACAAGGCACCAAGACGCAUGGAAUUUGCUACAAGCCAAGUGCAAGGAUCGACUUCCGUGGAUAUUCGGAUGCGGAUUGGGCUGGUGAUCUUACCGACCGCAAGUCAACAUCGGGGUACACGUUCAUGCUACUCGGUGCGCCAGUCAGUUGGGGCAGCAAGAAGCAGCCAAGUGUUUCGUUGUCCACGAGCGAAGCCGAAUACAUCGCACUCAGCUUGGCGAUUCAAGAGGGCAAGUGGAUUCAUCGUCUGCUUUGUGAGAUCGUGAUGGCUGCCAAUGAAGAAGGACCGGAACUCAUGAUUCAUGAAGACAAUCAGUCGUGUAUCAAGAUGACGAAGAACCCAGUCAACCACGGCCGUGCCAAGCACAUUGAUAUCGAGUACCAUCACAUCCGUGAUGAGGUCAAGCGCGGUGAAGUGAAGCUCAAGUACUGUGAAACUGCGGUGAUGUUAGCGGACAUCAUGACGAAGGGACUUCAUGGACCACGCCACAAGGAGAUGACGACGGCUCUCGGGAUUCGUGAGCAUUCGGAUUGA